UGAAAGUAAACGAAAUUCGACGAGUCUCCGCCAUGUUGUUGUAUGAAUCGAGUGACGGUGGGUCGGAUAUUGUGCAUUUAAUUUGUAAAAAUUAUUUAAAAGUCGUGAAAACAGUUAAUCUGUUUGGCUUGCACGGCCAAGGGGACGGGUGCAUCGUCGCAUCGUCUAAAUCAUGAGUUAUCAAAUUCCAUCAUCGCAAAGUCGCACAAUGUCGCACAGCAGCUAUGUUGCUUCUGAUGUGCCAAUGGCACCAAACAAAGAGCAGCAGACAUUGAUGUGGCAGCAAAACUCCUAUUUAGUGGACUCUGGAAUCAACUCUGGAGCUGCUACCCAGGUUCCAUCACUAACUGGCAAGGAAGAUGAUGAGAUGGAAGGUGACCAACUUAUGUUUGACCUUGAUCAGGGUUUUGCUCAGGGAUUCACUCAAGAACAAGUUGAUGAUAUGAAUCAACAGCUUUCUCAAACUAGAUCUCAAAGAGUCCGUGCGGCUAUGUUUCCUGAAACGCUGGAGGAAGGAAUUGAAAUUCCAUCGACACAGCUGGAUCCCGCUCAACCAACUGCUGUCCAGCGUUUAGCUGAACCUUCCCAGAUGUUAAAGCAUGCUGUGGUGAACCUCAUCAAUUAUCAAGAUGAUGCUGAUUUAGCUACCAGAGCUAUUCCAGAGUUGAUAAAGCUACUGAAUGAUGAAGAUCAAGUAGUAGUAUCCCAAGCUGCCAUGAUGGUGCAUCAGCUCUCUAAGAAGGAAGCAUCGCGUCACGCCAUUAUGAACUCGCCACAAAUGGUGGCUGCGUUGGUUCGCGCAAUUUCCAACAGCAAUGAUCUAGAAACUACUAAGGGGGCAGUUGGCACCUUACACAAUUUAUCUCACCAUCGUCAAGGUCUGCUUGCCAUCUUCAAGAGUGGUGGAAUUCCAGCAUUAGUGAAACUACUCAGCUCUCCAGUUGAAGCUGUGCUCUUUUAUGCUAUUACAACACUGCAUAACCUAUUGUUGCAUCAAGACGGUUCAAAGAUGGCUGUUCGUCUAGCUGGAGGUCUACAAAAAAUGGUGGCAUUACUACAAAGGAACAAUGUCAAGUUCCUAGCUAUUGUGACUGACUGCCUUCAGAUUUUGGCCUAUGGGAAUCAAGAAUCGAAAUUGAUUAUUCUAGCAUCUCAGGGCCCAAUCGAAUUAGUUCGCAUUAUGCGUUCUUACGAUUACGAAAAGUUGCUGUGGACAACUUCGAGAGUUCUUAAGGUAUUAUCGGUAUGCUCAAGCAACAAGCCAGCUAUAGUGGAAGCUGGUGGCAUGCAAGCUCUGGCCAUGCAUCUAGGCAACCCGAGCGGCCGUCUCGUCCAGAACUGCCUUUGGACUCUGAGGAAUCUGUCUGAUGCUGCUACCAAACAGGUGGAAGGCCUGGAGGCAUUGCUGCAAAGCCUCGUGCAAGUUCUAGCUUCGACUGAUGUCAACAUCGUGACCUGUGCUGCUGGAAUUCUCUCCAACUUGACUUGCAACAACCAACGCAAUAAGAUGACGGUAUGCCAGGUGGGCGGCGUGGACGCGCUGGUCCGCACGGUGGUGUCGGCCGGGGACCGCGAGGAGAUCACGGAGCCCGCCAUCUGUGCGCUGCGACACCUCACCUCCAGGCAUGACGACAGUGAGAUGGCGCAGAAUGCAGUACGCCUGCAUUAUGGAUUGCCGGUGAUAGUGAAGCUGCUACAGCCUCCUUCUCGCUGGCCUCUAGUGAAGGCCGUCGUGGGCUUGGUACGCAACCUGGCGCUCUGCUCCGCCAACUACGCUCCGUUGCGGGAACAUGGCGCCGUUCAUCAUCUGGUGCGCCUGCUGAUGCGUGCCUACAACGACACCCAGAGACAACGCAGCUCUUCGGGCGGUGGAGCCAAUACUGCUUACGCUGACGGCGUUCGUAUGGAGGAGAUCGUGGAAGGCGCCGUUGGAGCCUUGCAUAUUUUAGCCAAAGAAAGCCACAACAGACAACUUAUCCGACAGCAGAACGUCAUUCCGAUAUUCGUGCAACUGUUGUUCAAUGAGAUUGAAAAUAUUCAGCGCGUUGCCGCCGGCGUGCUCUGUGAAUUGGCCGUAGAGAAAGAAGGAGCAGAAAUGAUCGAAGCCGAAGGGGCAACCGCUCCGCUCACUGAAUUGCUGCAUUCAAGAAAUGAAGGGGUCGCCACGUACGCUGCAGCCGUUCUGUUCCGCAUGUCCGAAGACAAGCCCCACGAUUACAAGAAGAGACUCUCUAUGGAAUUGACUAAUUCGUUGUUCCGCGACGAUCACCAGAUGUGGUCCAAUGACCUUCCGAUACAAUCCGAUAUACAGGACAUGCUCGGGCCAGAGCAGGGUUACGAGGGCCUGUAUGGGACCAGACCAUCCUUUCACCAACAAGGCUACGAUCAAAUACCGAUAGAUUCGAUGCAGGGGCUUGAGAUCGGUAGCGGUUUUGGUAUGGACAUGGACAUUGGCGAGGCGGAAGGCGCGGGCGCGGCGUCAGCUGACCUGGCCUUCCCCGAGCCACCCCACGACAACAACAAUGUGGCAGCCUGGUACGACACAGACCUUUAAACAAAUCGAACGUUUCAAAUGUAAUUUUAUUGUAUGUAACUCGAUUCACAAUUGUAAUUCACACGUAAUUCGUCUUCUAGCAAUAAAACUGUAUAAUCUCAAAACUUACUAAUUUUACGGGAAAGUGUUUUAAAGGCUUAAUAUGUAAAAAAUUUACUAUUAAUCAUGUUUGCAAAUUUUUUUACCUGUUACAUAUCUGUCUUUUAAUUUAAUUUUGUCAAUAGUAGUCAAAACAUUAGUAAACUAAAAAGAAAAGAAAAAACUAAACUACCCUCUUUUGACCAUAUUUACGAGAAAAAUACUGGUGAUAUAAUAUUUAUGCAUAUUAACUCAAUUCCAAAUGUUUUUAGAAAUUGUACACUUUUAAUGCGAAAAGGCGAAUUUUAAUACAUAAUAUGUAUCGUCCGUGCUAAAUUGUGUCAUAGUACAUAAAUGCAAUAGGGUGGGUAUUUGACUGCAUUACGGAAAUCAAAGUACAAAUUGUUCAUUAUUGUCUAUUCUCAGACUAUUCAGUAUUAAAAUACGGUUAUUUUAAUAUGAUAAGUAAUUACAAACUAUCAUAGUACGAUUGAUUUGUGACGUCAUAAGAUGUGAAUUUUAUUUCCGCAACUAAACUGAUAAAUAUCGUUAAAUGCAAAAUUUGAUAUACAGAUUAGUUUCGCCAUAUUCGCGACAUUAAACUUAACACGUUUUUCUUGAUUCAGUCAAUUACCCUAUUUAUUAAUAAAUACGUCUCAAUGGUCAUUGCAAUAACAAUAUUUUGCUUGAACAACUAAAUUUCAAUGUUAUUAAUUUAUUCAAAGUGAAGACAUUUCCAAAUACAGCAAAAUGUGUUUUAAUGACCGUGACGUCAUUUGCCUUUUAUCACAGACCGAACGAUACGAAAAUACCUACUUUUGUGUUAAGUUUAAUAUCAUACUAAAUUAUUACACGAUGCAAUUUUUGUUUUUUAAAUAUUGUAUUGUGUUACAGAACAUUUAUUCGUAUUUUAGUUAGCCAGCCAUACCUCCGGCAUUAUAUGAGCUAUGGAUUCCAUUCUUGCUAAGUUAAUUCUUAGUGCAGUGUGGAGACCAUCAAAAAUUGGUUAUACAAAUUGAAGAAUGUUGGUGUUGAUAAUUUUAAAACUGGUAUACUCGCGAAAUAAUUUCAUCGCUACAUAACAUGCAUUUAUAUUAUGUAGUUUGCCAAAUUUAUAUAUAUUAUUACAUAAUUUUUUUAACAUAACAAUCAACAAAGAUUAAAUGAAAAUGCAUUUUAAAAACUAACCAGUGAAAUUAUGUUGCAAGAGAUAAACGAUACAGAAUGUUAACCUUCCAUGAUUUGUUACUUAGACAGUUCCUACUACGAUCUUGCAUAUAAUAUGUAUUAUCAUGAUAUUAUGUUUAUGAAUUUAGAAAUUAAACUUUUCACACCAACAUCUGCUUUGAGACGACAGAACAAAACUAUGAUUCUAAAAUAACAGCUAACAAAAAAAAAAAACAUUUAUUUUAUUGUUAUAUUAAUUUGUGUAUUUGUUUUAUUCAAAAUAUAAAAAAAAUUGGUGCUGCUCGAGAAGUUAUUGAACAAACGUUUCAUUGUGAUUUUAGGUUUCUGUAAUAAUAAUAAACAUGGGACUUCCAAACGGGUUAAAAUUCUUGCUGAAAAUGAGAAUGUUAUUAUUUGUUAUCUUAUAAAUAUUACCAACAACUCUGCAUUAUUUACGUCGACUCUAAUAAGCGUACUUACGGAAUUCGUAUACGCGUUAAUUAGUAUACAUACGAUAAGAUUUCUUUUGAAUAGGCUUUAAAUAUAACAUUUCCUGGGCACUACUAUUACAUAAUGCAAGUGUGAUGCAUUUAAAAAUAUACGUUUUUUUUUUAAUGAUUGUUCAUUCGUGAAUUUUCCUUUGACAUUUUUUUUUAAUAGUUAUUUAUGGAUAAGACUGCUCGUACGAGUGAGGCAUGUAUUUUGUAACGUUAUUUUUUAAAUAUUUGACUGCCAUUGUUGUUUUUCGAAGUCGCGUGCAAGCUACGUUGUGUCGCGUUUGGUAUUCAAAACUGAGUACGUGGUUUCUUGUCGUAUACAAUAAAUGAAGAAUUAAACAUACGCGGCUAUGAAAUACUGAACGAGUUGAGUGUUUUGGUUCAAUUAAUAAAUCGUUUCUAAGUGAUCGUGAAAGGUGUGAUUGGUUCUCAUGUGUUAGUGUAAGUUUAAUAUGUUUUAUUUCACAAUCGCCUUCAUAAUAUCUCCUUGUCAGCGGUAAUGCAAAGGUCAGUUUAUCGGAACCUAUUUGUUAUCGGCCAUUGUGAAACAUGCCCAUAUGAUCCACGUAAUCGAUGGAAAACCGUAAUUCUGUAAUGACGUAAUCAUAGAAUUCCUUAAAUAAAAAAGCACACCAUUUAGUGAAUGCACUCUUAGAACGUUCUAGACUAAUGUAAUCGUAGUAGUUUUUAAGAAUAUUAAUUUAAAAGUAAAAACAUCCUCUAGGGAUAUCUUUAUGAUUUUUUUUUCUAUUUGUAUUUAAAAAUCGAUUUACCGAUUUUUUUUUGUAUUGAAUCGUGACAUUACUCAAAUACGUUUUGAAAUCCAUGUGUAUGGAUAAUAAAGUUAAGUACUUUAAAUAA
Molecule: messenger RNA, 5157 nt
Organism: Bombyx mori (domestic silkworm)
Lineage: Eukaryota; Metazoa; Arthropoda; Insecta; Lepidoptera; Bombycidae
Gene: arm
Product: armadillo segment polarity protein
Exons: 15
Coding region: 173-2554 (793 amino acids)
Biological process (GO): canonical Wnt signaling pathway; cell-cell adhesion; positive regulation of transcription by RNA polymerase II
Cellular component (GO): catenin complex; cytoplasm; nucleus
Molecular function (GO): transcription coactivator activity; cadherin binding; nuclear receptor binding
Source: RefSeq, a predicted model, not a curated record